Messenger RNA from Entelurus aequoreus (snake pipefish), 1818 nucleotides. RefSeq names its product wingless-type MMTV integration site family, member 7Bb (gene wnt7bb). Bases 62 to 1123 code for a protein of 353 amino acids. Gene Ontology annotation, cellular component: extracellular region. Gene Ontology annotation, biological process: neuron differentiation; canonical Wnt signaling pathway; cell fate commitment. NCBI's taxonomy places the organism in Eukaryota, Metazoa, Chordata, Actinopteri, Syngnathiformes, Syngnathidae. The record is from RefSeq and is a predicted model, not a curated record. Gene Ontology annotation, molecular function: frizzled binding; cytokine activity. The transcript has 4 exons.
GUGGUGGUGGGGAAAGUGUGCGUUUUCUCCAUCUGGCCUUAUCCCGCACCUCCAUGUCAUCAUGAUCCUCUUCUCGUCGCGCAGCGUGCUGCUGUCAGUCUACUACCCGCAGAUCUUCCUCAUCCUCACCAGCGGCAGCUACCUGGCCCUGUCCUCCGUGGUGGCUCUGGGCGCCAACAUCAUCUGCAACAAGAUUCCCGGGCUGGCACCACGUCAGCGAGCCAUCUGCCAGAGCCGCCCGGACGCCAUCAUUGUUGUGGGCGAAGGCGCCCAGAUGGGCAUCAAUGAGUGUCAGUAUCAGUUCCGCUACGGACGCUGGAACUGUUCGGCGCUGGGGGAAAGGACGGUCUUCGGUCAGGAGCUGCGUGUAGGCAGUCGGGAGGCGGCGUUCACCUACGCCAUCACGGCGGCGGGCGUGGCCCACGCCAUCACGGCGGCGUGCAGCCAGGGCAACCUGAGCCAAUGCGGCUGCGACCGGGAGAAGCAGGGCUACUACAACCAGGAGGAGGGCUGGAAGUGGGGCGGGUGCUCCGCCGACAUCAAGUACGGCAUCGAGUUCUCCCGCCGCUUCGUGGACGCCCGGGAGAUCAGGAAGACGCCGCGUCGCCUGAUGAACCUGCACAACAACGAGGCGGGGAGGAAGGUCCUGGAAGAAAGGAUGAAGCUGGAGUGCAAGUGCCACGGCGUGUCGGGCUCCUGCACCACCAAGACGUGCUGGACGACGCUCCCCAAGUUCCGGGAGAUCGGGUACGUCCUCAAGGACAAGUACAAGGAGGCGGUGCACGUGGAGGUGGUGCGGGCCAGCCGCCUGCGCCAGCCCACCCACCUGAAGGUGAAGCAGACUCAGGGCUACCGCAAGCCCAUGGACACGGACCUCGUUUUCAUCGAGAGGUCGCCCAACUACUGCGAGGAGGACGCGGCCACGGGCAGCGUGGGCACGCGGGGCCGCCUCUGCAACCGCACCUCGCCGCACACGGACGGCUGCGACCUGAUGUGCUGCGGGCGGGGCUACAACACGCACCAGUAUACCAAAGUGUGGCAGUGCAACUGUAAGUUCCAGUGGUGCUGCUUCGUCAAGUGCAACACCUGCAGCGAGCGGACGGAGGUCUUCACCUGCAAGUAGGACACCAGGAGGAGGGGGCCACCUUUCUUGUCCCGUUAAGAAGCGGCCUCGGCUCUUCACUGCACCGUUUUGCACACCACAAUCGGAAACAAACACCAGUCGGAGAUCCCCCCCCCCCCCACCCCUGCCCCAACAGGACGUGAGGAUGUACGCGGUGGCGUCACAGGACCGGGGCGCACGAGUGACGUCACGGGACAAUUUUUAAAAAAAAAACGGCGCAGGACUCGGCACGUAAGACUUGACACGUUCUCUGCAAGGUGGACCAAAAAACUCUUGUUGCUGCCAACUGGAACACGGUGGAGUUAAUGUUAGUCUUCCAGUCACACUGGAACUUGUCUGUUGUGAACACUGAAAAAUUAAAUGUUUAUUUAUGUAAUAGUAUCUUUAAAAACAAAAACAAAGCACUAACGGGUAGAGAUGUCUUUUUUUUUUUUUUGUACUAAGUGUAAGGAAAGUACUUUAGGAACUCUGACUGAAGCUGUCUGGCCUUGAGGCGGCGUUCACACCCGGGCUUCCAACACACUGGUCUUUUUGUCAAGGGAGGAAAAGCCUUCUCAGAUGUGGAUUUUUCAUUUUUAAAAUUUUUGUCAGAGUUACAAAUUAGCCCUAUUAUGCAAAACACAAAUGUCCACUGCAGAGGACAUGUAAGUGUCAUGUCUGUUGUUCAUGUUUUGUUUAAGUCAUGUUCUGUUUGG